CUCUCUCAGUGGAGGACUUCCACUUAAAUGCGGUUCCAGGUUUGCCAGGCACCCCGGAGCAUCACUCCUCCUGUGAGCAGGCAAAUGCAACAUGCUCUCCAGCCUGGGGUGUCUGCUUCUCUGUGGAAGUAUUGCCCUUGCCCUGGGAAAUGCACAGAAAUUGCCAAAAGGUAAAAGACCAAGCUUGAAAGUGCACAUCAACACCACCAGUGACUCCAUCCUCUUGAAGUUCCUGCGUCCAAAUCCAAGUGUAAAAUUGGAAGGUUUUCUCUUGGGAUAUGGCAGCAACGUGUCUCCAAACCAAUACUUCCCUCUUCCCACAGAAGGGAAAGUCACUGAGGCAGUAGUAGAUGCGGAGCCAAAGUAUCUGAUAGUCGUGCGACCUGCUCCUCCUCCCAGUCAGAAGAAGUCAUGUUCAGGGAAAUCUCGCUCUCGAAAACCUCUCCAGCUUGUGGUUGGUACUUUGACACCAAGUUCAGUCUUCCUGUCCUGGGGUUUCCUCAUCAAUCCGCACCACGACUGGACAUUACCAAGUCACUGUCCCAAUGACAGAUUUUAUACAAUUCGAUAUAGAGAAAAAGAUAAAGAAAAGAAAUGGAUUUUUCAACUCUGACCAGCUACUGAAACAAUUGUGGAAAAUCUCAAGCCCAACACAGUAUAUGAAUUUGGUGUAAAAGACAAUGUAGAAGGUGGAAUUUGGAGCAAGAUUUUCAACCAUAAGACCAUUGUUGGAAGUAAAAACAAAGUAAAUGGGAAAAUCCAAAGCACUUAUGACCAGGUCCACACAGUGCCAGCAUAUGUCCCGAGGAAGCUAAUCCCAAUAACAAUCAUCAAGCAAGUGAUUCAGAAUGUUACCCACAGGGCUUCAACGAAAGCCCCAGAGAAGACUCCCUUUGGAGGAACAAUACUAGUUCAUCUUAUUAUUCCGGGUCUUAAUGAUUCCACAGUAAAACUUCCCACAUCCAUAAUGCUUGAGAUUUCGGAUGCUCUCAAGGCACAAUUAGCUAAGAAUGAAACGUUUACAUUAGCAGCAGAAUCUAAAACGCCAGAAGUUGAAAAAGUUGAAGCCCAGCCAGUAACAGUGACUCCAGAAACAGUUUCAAGAAGCAUUAAGCCCACAGUGUCUAGUGCCUUAGACACAGCAGAAACGGCACUGGACCUCAGUGAGAAGACCCCAGAAACAGCACAUUCAGUUCUAAUACCUGAGUCUGAAUUGCCUUUGAGCACUCUAGCCCCAAAAAGGUUCCCAGAGUUUCCUGAGGCAAAACUAGACUUCCCUUUGGAGAAACCAGAGGAUACCUUGGCUUCAAGUGAAGAGCCGUGGGUGGCACCUGGAGCUAAGACAUCUGAAGAUUCCAAGUUUGUACAGCCUCAAACUGAAACUCACGAUCUUACCUCAAGCUCAACAACUUCAGAUGAGACGGCAAAAGAGCCCCACACAGCAACAAGCGAUCGUACUCUGGACUCUGUCCCACCUAAAACUCCUAGAACUCCUGAAGAGCCAAAGGCAACACUGGCUUCAAGCGAAGCAUCAUUUGAUCCUCAAAAUGUGGAAGUCUUCACCAGUCCUGAAGUGCAACCAACAACAACUGCUCCCCAGCAAACUACGUCUAUCCCCACCACACCUAAACGACGCCCCAGACCCAUCACGCCAAAAGUUAAACCUGCCCCAAAACCUGAGACUCUACCAUCAGCACCAUCAACAAAGGCUCCCAGGCAGACACCCGGUACUCCCCACAAGCUUAAAACAACACCACGCCCAAGAAUCCCACCACAACCUCCAGUUCCUAGGGGAUCUCAGCACACUAUUUCCAAACCAAAAAUGCCACCGAGUCCUGAAGUGACAGACACUAAAUCUGUUCCAACGGAUGAACAACUUUCCCAUAAAACAGACCCUGAGAGCUCUCAUAGCGAAACUGUCCUGCCCCCUGUCACCGUUAGAGCUGGGCCACCGAAGCCAACAAUAGCACCCUUAGAGACACGGGACAUUACUUCCACACCUGUAAUUUCACCACGACCCAGUCAAGAGGAGCUACAAACCACCUGGGAAGAAACAGAUCAUUCUACCCAGGCGAUCUUCACAACUAAGAUUCCACGGACGACUGAAUUGGCAAAGACAACUCAGGCACCACACAGAUUGCACACGACUCCUGUGAGGCCCAGAAUACCUGACAGACCACAUGCCAGGCCAGUUCUGAACAAAACAACCACAAAGCCUGGUAAAACCAAACCCAAAGUGAUACCCCGUGGAAACGGAGUGGGAACAGGAACCAAGCAAGCACCUAAGCCGUCAAGUACUGGGAGAAAUAUGUCCGUGGACUCACAUGCCACGAAAAAACCAGCCACAAUUCCAGGAACUCGUCGUCCAUUCAUUCCUCCUAGACCUAUGCCCCCUAGACCUAUACCUCCGCAGAGAAAGCCUUUGCCACCAAAUAAUGUCACCGGAAAGCCAGGAAGUGCAGGAAUAAUUUCCUCGAGCAGAGUGACUUCCCCACCGCUGAAGGCAACACUAAAACCUACCGGAACAGCCGUAGAGAGAUCAGAGGCAGAGAAAAAGCAUCCAACCACUCCAGCUUCCGAAGAAGAAAUUGGCAGUACGACUGAUUUUAGUUCAAGCCCAACGAAAGAAACCGAUCAUCUUGGGAAGCCCAGAUUCACAGGCCCUCAUGUGCGAUACAUCCCAAAGCCAGACAACAAGCCCUGUUCCAUCACUGACUCCGUCAGAAGGUUCCCUACAGAGGAAGCCACAGAGGAGAAUGCCACCAGCCCACCACAGAACCCUCCUACCAACCUCACAGUGGUCACCGUGGAAGGCUGCCCCUCAUUUGUCAUCUUGGACUGGGAAAAGCCACUAAAUGACACUGUCACUGAAUAUGAAGUUAUAUCCAGAGAAAAUGGGUCAUUCAGCGGGAAGAACAAAUCCAUUCAAAUUACCAAUCAAACCUUUUCUACAGUAGAAAACUUGAAACCAGAUACAAGCUAUGAAUUCCAGGUGAAACCCAAAAAUCCACUCGGUGAAGGCCCUGCCAGCAAGACGGUGGCAUUCAGUACUGAAUCAGCUGACCCAAGAGUGAGUGAGCCAAUUUCUGCAGGAAGAGACGCCAUCUGGACAGAAAGACCCUUUAAUUCAGACUCUUACUCCGAAUGCAAAGGCAAACAAUAUGUUAAAAGGACAUGGUAUAAGAAAUUUGUCGGAGUCCAGCUGUGUAACUCUCUGAGAUACAAGAUUUACUUAAGCGACUCCCUCACAGGAAAGUUUUACAACAUAGGAGAUCAGAGGGGCCAUGGAGAAGAUCACUGCCAGUUUGUGGAUUCAUUUUUAGAUGGCCGCACGGGACAGCAGCUAGCCUCUGACCAGCUACCCACCAAAGAAGGCUACUUCAGAGCCGUUCGUCAGGAACCUGUCCAGUUUGGAGAGAUAGGCGGUCAUACCCAAAUCAAUUAUGUCCAGUGGUACGAAUGUGGGACCACAAUUCCUGGGAAAUGGUAGCUGCAGCACAGCUGUUUCCAAAGAAACAAAGAACCCGUUGGAAAGCCUAUGGUGUUUGUCACCCCCCACUCCAAGCUCUGUUGUUUACUGUGUAUAAAAGUCUGCAGCCCAACUGAGAGCAGCACUCGAUGUUCAUUGUUAGAAAAGAUUUCUGAGACGAUUUAUCAGGUUUACAAAGAUGCUUUAAGAAAGCAAGAUUAUUAACAUUAAUAGAAUAACAUUUUUUAGGGAAGCGGGCUCCCUAUUCGUGAUAUUUUAAGAGAACAUUUGUAUAUUAUUUAUCACACUGUUGUAAUGUUUUCAGAUACUUUUAUAACAAAAUUAAUGUCAAAAAAUCUUUAAUAUGCUUUAUAAAAAGUAUUUACUUUAUGAAUGUGUACGUGUUGUUGUUGGUGAGUUAAUCCCAUAAGUCUCUACUUGGUUUAACUUAUUGGAUCAAAUAAUCUUCAGCAUAGACAUGUGAGAGAAAGUGGAUCUAAUAUUUAAAAUUAUGUAAACUUCAAUUUGUUAGCAUCAGAUGAACAGAUUUUUGAGUUUAAAUAGUUACGUAUUCAUGCUAACUUCUCCAUAACCUAUCAGCAAAUUACUGAAAAGAAAAAUCUAUGUAAUUUUAUCUCAACCAAACAGCUGAUAAUCUGACAUGUCAAAUGAUAAAUUNUAAAUUUUGAUGUUUUGAUUCUGUACCCAUAAUAUUACGUCUAAAAAUACUUUCUCAAACUCUUCCUUUUAACAUUCUUUUGAGCGGCUCUAUGGUCCUGUUCAUGCAGUAUGUAGAGACUGAGUGUGAAGUCAGCAUGGAAAGACAACGCAUGUGAGAUGCUAUUGUUUUAGAGGAUAUAUUAUAUAUUUAUACAUUAAGGCCAUGAAUGAAUGUAUCAGAGGUUGUUUUGUGGACACUGUUUACUUAUGCUGUAACAAAACUGACUCAUUAUGAAGCGGGGUACAUAUUUCUGGGAGGGAGCAAGAAUAUUAUUGCCUGCCCUGAAAAAAACUUUUCUCUAUGUGUAUCUUUCAAUACGCUUCAGUUUUAUCAAUGCUACAUUUUGUACUUUUCAAGCAAAUAUAAACUCUGCAAUAAAAAGAUAAUAGGUUUCUAAAAAGUGA
Messenger RNA from Alexandromys fortis (reed vole), 4594 nucleotides. RefSeq names its product ABI family member 3 binding protein (gene Abi3bp). Lineage: Eukaryota; Metazoa; Chordata; Mammalia; Rodentia; Cricetidae. Gene Ontology annotation, molecular function: protein binding. Gene Ontology annotation, biological process: positive regulation of cell-substrate adhesion; extracellular matrix organization. The transcript is spliced from 38 exons. The record is from RefSeq and is a predicted model, not a curated record.